UCUCAUCCCCAUUAAAAACGAAAGAAGCUUUGAAACAUCUCACCAGCUUUUGAUUUCCAACUACACACUUGCCCUGCUUCUAUCUUCCUCCCAGGAACCAGACUGCCAAAGUCCUUGAGCCUUUGGAGGAGCAUGCAUGCAGUUACCCUAAAAAAACAGAUCAUGCUCCAUAUGAUUGCCACAAGUCCUUAUAAAAGGGUAGCUAGCCACCAAUAACUUGUCUCUGCAGCUAGGCCCUCUUCUCAUCUCAUCUCUCCCACUUCUCCUUCCUCCUAAAUCCUAAUCCCCUACACACACAGUACACUCCAGCACUCUGAGCUACUAGUAGUAGUACUUGUGCAUGGUCAUAUCCAAAUCCAUCUAUCUAUAAGGGAGCUAGCUAGCUGUGCCCUCCGAGGGGUUCAUCGAUCAUACUCAUAUAUAGUAGCUACGAGGUAACCAACAAUGUCACGGAGGAAAGGAGCAGCAGCAGCAGGAGGAGGAGGAGCUGGGCCCAUGGAGAUGGCGGCCAUGGAGGAGGAAGCUGCCGAGCUGAGGAGAGGCCCCUGGACGCUGGAGGAGGAUAACCUCCUCAUGAGCUACAUUGCUUGCCACGGCGAGGGCCGCUGGAACCUCCUCGCCCGCUGCUCUGGGUUGAAGAGGACGGGGAAGAGCUGCCGCCUCCGGUGGCUGAACUACCUGAAGCCUGACAUAAAGCGGGGGAACCUGACGGCGGAGGAGCAGCUGGUCAUCCUGGAGCUCCACGCCAAGUGGGGCAACCGGUGGUCGCGGAUCGCGCAGCACCUCCCCGGCCGCACCGACAACGAGAUCAAGAACUACUGGCGGACCAGGGUGCAGAAGCAGGCGAGGCAGCUCAAGGUGGACGCCAACUCCGCCGUCUUCCGCGACGCCGUCCGCUGCUACUGGAUGCCGCGCCUCCUCGACAAGAUGUCCAUGGCCGCUGCUUCCACGGCCGCGCCGCCGCCGUUGAUGGAGCAGCACGGCCACGGCGUCGUGACCUCCUCGCAGUCGGCCGCAAUCGGCAGCGACCAGCUCUGCUGCUACCCUCCCGCCGGCUUCGACCCGAGCCCGAGCGCGUCCACGUCGGGAUCGACGGCGGCAGCCGCGCUGCAACCGGCGCCGGUGCCCUGCUUCUCCGAACUCAACUGGGAGGACCAGUACUGCUACCCGAGCGGAGGCGACCUCGACGGUGGCGCCGGUGGGAUGGAGCUGGACUCGGCGGCGCUGCUGGGAAGCCUCGGCCUCGACGGGCUGGACCUAGGGCCGGCAGAGUCGUACCUCCCGGACGCUACGCUCCUCGACUACCUCAACUACUCGAGCUGCACCGCCAACGCCAUGAACAUGAUGGUGAUGAACGGCGGCAACUACAACAACAGCUACUGUGGCGGUGACGCCAUGGUGGACGGCGAUCACCACGACCCGACGACGGCGACGACGUGCCACGCGGCGAGGAAGCUGGCAGGCGAGUGGGGAGGAGGAAUCUAGAAAAUUCUAGCUAGCUAGCUAGUGAUUAAUUAAGCUAAAAUUAAACCCAGCCAAGUGGAUGGAUGGGUGGCACUCUCCUACUCCUAGCUAGCUACGUUGCUUCUUGCAACGUCUCUCUAGCUAUAUUAAAGCCAGAUGUCACAUUGGCUAA
Triticum urartu is the source of this 1636-nucleotide messenger RNA. RefSeq names its product transcription factor MYB2. Gene Ontology annotation, cellular component: nucleus. NCBI's taxonomy places the organism in Eukaryota, Viridiplantae, Streptophyta, Magnoliopsida, Poales, Poaceae. The record is from RefSeq and is a predicted model, not a curated record. Gene Ontology annotation, molecular function: sequence-specific DNA binding; DNA-binding transcription factor activity. Gene Ontology annotation, biological process: regulation of DNA-templated transcription.